AAUCUGUCGAACGUCUAUCCAACAAAUAGUUUUUUAUUCAACGUGAUAUUGAAGCAAAAGAAAUACAAUUUAAGUGGAACAAAUUUAACAGCACAACGCAUGAGAGUGCAUUUAACGGGCUGCAAAACAUUCCGGGCCACCAAACAAGCGAGCUUAUUAUCAAAAACGGGCCGCUGCAGUUACAGUAACAGCAGUAAUAACAACAACAUUUGCAUCCGAUUGAUUGUGUGAGAUUGUGACUACUGUCUGGUAUAACCACAAAAAAAUUUUCUCUGCAUUUCGAGCCCCAAUUUCGCUGCGAGAACAAGCAAGAACAAGCAGCUAGCGAAAAAAGAAAAUAAAACGGAGAACGGUGUGACGGUACAUCGAAGUCACAAUCAGUGCCUGUGACUUCGUCAUAGUCGUCGUAGUUUCAGUGCUUACUUUGAAUGUUCAUAUUAUUAAUUACAUCGAUUAAUAACACUGAACGUCAAAAUUGACGUACUACUAAAAUUGCGACGCAUCUACUCCAAGUUGAAUUAACUUGGCUGGAAAAACAGCAAAUAUUUUAGCUGCAACUACAAGAAUAACAGCUAUCAAGUGUGUGGGUGACGGAAUUGCAUUGAAAUGUCUGCGGAACGUGAAAUACCCGCUGAGGACAGCAUUAAAGUCGUUUGUCGUUUUCGGCCACUGAAUGACAGCGAGGAGCGCGCCGGCUCGAAGUUUGUUGUUCGGUUUCCAAACAAUGCGGAGGAGAAUUGCAUAUCCAUAGCGGGUAAGGUCUAUCUGUUUGACAAAGUCUUCAAGCCGAACGCAUCCCAGGAGAAGGUGUACAAUGAGGCGGCCAAAUCGAUCGUCACGGACGUGCUCGCUGGCUACAAUGGAACCAUAUUUGCCUAUGGUCAAACAUCCUCCGGCAAGACGCACACAAUGGAGGGUGUCAUCGGUGAUUCGGUGAAACAGGGUAUCAUUCCACGCAUUGUCAAUGACAUUUUCAAUCACAUCUACGCAAUGGAAGAGAAUCUGGAGUUUCACAUUAAGGUCUCGUACUAUGAGAUCUACAUGGACAAGAUUAGGGAUUUGCUCGAUGUAUCUAAGGUGAACUUGAGCGUGCAUGAGGACAAAAAUCGUGUGCCCUUCGUCAAGGGUGCCACGGAGCGUUUUGUUUCCUCGCCCGAGGAUGUGUUCGAGGUGAUCGAGGAGGGCAAAUCUAAUCGCCACAUUGCCGUGACAAACAUGAACGAGCACUCGUCCCGUUCGCAUUCGGUGUUCCUUAUUAAUGUCAAGCAGGAGAAUCUGGAGAAUCAAAAGAAAUUAUCCGGCAAGCUGUAUUUGGUGGAUUUGGCUGGUUCCGAAAAGGUCUCGAAAACAGGCGCCGAGGGCACAGUUCUGGAUGAGGCAAAGAACAUUAACAAGUCGCUAUCGGCACUGGGCAACGUCAUCUCAGCGCUGGCGGAUGGCAACAAAACGCACAUACCGUAUCGUGACUCCAAGCUGACGCGUAUCCUGCAGGAGUCGCUCGGUGGCAAUGCACGCACAACAAUUGUCAUCUGUUGCUCGCCGGCUAGCUUCAAUGAAUCGGAAACAAAGUCAACGUUGGACUUUGGUCGCCGCGCCAAGACAGUGAAGAAUGUGGUUUGUGUCAACGAGGAGUUGACCGCCGAGGAAUGGAAGCGUCGCUACGAAAAGGAGAAGGAGAAGAACGGACGUCUCAAGGGCAAGGUGGAGAAGCUGGAACUCGAACUGGCGCGUUGGCGUGCAGGUGAAACGGUCAAGGCGGAGGAGCAAAUCAACAUGGAGGAUCUCAUGGAGGCCAGCACGCCCAAUCUCGAUGUGGAGGCCGCUGCACAAGCAGCUGGUGCAGCAGCAGCGGCCGCGGCCGCUGCCCAACGCACGGCCAUUGCCAAUAUGUCCUCGUCGGUGGCAGCGGAUGAACGUGCCCGUUUGGCCGCUGAGUGUGAGCGUCUCUAUCAGCAGCUGGAUGAUAAGGAUGAGGAAAUCAAUCAGCAGAGCCAGUAUGCAGAGCAGCUGAAGGAACAGGUGAUGGAGCAGGAGGAGCUGAUUGCGAAUGCGCGACGUGAGUACGAGGCGCUGCAAUCGGAGAUGGCGCGCAUACAGCAGGAGAACGAAUCGGCCAAGGAGGAGGUCAAGGAGGUGCUACAGGCAUUGGAGGAGCUGGCCGUCAACUAUGAUCAGAAAUCGCAGGAAAUCGACAACAAGAACAAGGAUAUCGAUGCCCUCAACGAAGAACUGCAGCAAAGUAAAUCUCAAUUAAAUUCCACAUCAACGGAGCUGCAGCAGCUGAAGGACAUGUCCACACACCAAAAGAAACGAAUCACCGAAAUGCUAACCAAUCUACUGCGCGAUCUGGGUGAGGUUGGUCAGGCCAUAGCGCCUGGCGAUUCCGCAAUCGAUCUCAAGAUGAGUGCUCUAGCUGGCACCGAUGCCACCAAGGUGGAGGAGGACUUCACCAUGGCGCGUCUGUACAUUAGCAAAAUGAAAACGGAGGCAAAGAACAUUGCGCAGCGUUGCGCCAACAUGGAGACCCAACAGGUGGACUCCAACAAAAAGAUCUCCGAGUACGAAAAGGAUCUUGGCGAGUAUCGCUUGCUCAUCUCGCAGCAUGAGGCGCGAAUGAAGUCGCUGCAGGAAUCGAUGCGCGAGGCCGAGAACAAGAAGCGUAAUCUCGAGGAGCAGAUCGAUUCGCUGCGUGAAGAGUGCGCCAAGCUAAAGGCGGCUGAGCAUGUGUCCGCAGUGAAUGCAGAGGAGAAGCAACGCGCCGAGGAGCUGCGCUCCAUGUUCGAUUCGCAAAUGGAUGAGCUGCGCGAGGCGCACACUAAACAGGUGUCCGAGUUGCGCGACGAGAUUACCGCCAAGCAGCACGAAAUGAACGAGAUGAAGGAUGUGCACCAGAAGCUGUUGCUGGCGCAUCAGCAGAUGACCGUCGACUAUGAGAAGCUCAAGCAGGAGGAGGCGGAAAAAUCGAACAAAUUGCAGGACAUUAUUUUAACCAACGAGCGACGCGAACAGGCGCGCAAGGACCUCAAGGGUCUGGAGGACACCGUCGCCAAGGAGCUGCAAACGUUGCACAAUCUACGCAAACUCUUCGUACAGGAUCUACAGCAACGCAUUCGCAAGAAUGUGGUGAACGAGGAGAGCGAAGAGGACGGUGGCUCAUUGGCGCAAAAGCAAAAGAUCUCCUUCCUGGAGAACAAUCUCGAUCAGCUGACCAAGGUGCACAAGCAACUGGUUAGAGACAAUGCCGAUCUGCGCUGCGAGCUGCCCAAGCUGGAGAAGCGUUUGCGCACAACAAUGGAACGUGUGAAGGCACUGGAGACGGCGCUGAAAGAGGCCAAGGAGGGUGCGAUGCGGGAUCGCAAACGCUAUCAGUACGAGGUGGAUCGCAUCAAGGAGGCGGUGCGACAAAAGCAUUUGGGACGACGAGGACCACAGGCACAAAUUGCCAAGCCCAUCAGGGCUGGCCAGGGUGCGAUUGCAAUACGCGGCGGUGGUGGCAGCGGUGCCGCCGGCGGUGCCACAUUGGCUCAGGUUGGCGCUGUUAACUCCUAACUCCUGACAUCCAAAUCGCCGCCCAGUUUCCGCAAUGAUUCAGUUUAGCUCCGCUUUAAUCUAUUAUAACCUAACCGUAAAAUAAUUGCCUUCGCUUAAAGAAUGUCGUUCUGCGAUCAUGUGCAGCGCUUUAUAUAUAAAUAAAAGUAAUUAAAUAAAUGAGAGGAACGUAAAAAAGAGAAAAUUAUUAACUAAAUUUUACAACAAGAAGAGAACCCCACAGAUAUUUAAGGACACAUAAAUAAGUAUAAGCAUAUUUAUAAACUUUUCAAAUAUAAACUUAAAUAAAAGUCGCAGACAAUUU
This is a messenger RNA of Drosophila navojoa, 3853 nucleotides long. It is a transcript of the gene Khc, whose product is annotated as kinesin heavy chain. Gene Ontology annotation, biological process: microtubule-based movement. Lineage: Eukaryota; Metazoa; Arthropoda; Insecta; Diptera; Drosophilidae. Gene Ontology annotation, molecular function: microtubule binding; microtubule motor activity; ATP binding. The record is from RefSeq and is a predicted model, not a curated record.